Messenger RNA from Ostertagia ostertagi, 1869 nucleotides. Lineage: Eukaryota; Metazoa; Nematoda; Chromadorea; Rhabditida; Trichostrongylidae. The record is from the annotation of a GenBank genome assembly.
AUGGUAGCGGAAUCAGUGGUUGUUACUACAAGGAAAGUCGGCGCAACCGAGCAGCAAGGAUUGAAAUGGACUUGGAAUGGCGAUAACUCCUAUGAAAUAUCUGAAGAGAAUGGCCUGCCAACUGGUACUCGCGUGCAAAUUCAUCUGAAAGCUGGCGAUUCGGCUGAUUUCUCGAAAGCUGAAAAAGUGAAAGAGAUAAUCGAUAAGUACUCCUAUUUUGUCGCUGCCCCGAUUCUUCUCAAUGGGGAACGUGUGAAUAGCUUGAAUGCCAUAUGGACAUUGCAGCCGAAGGACGUCACCAAGGAGAUGCACGAAACAUUCUUCCAGCAAUUGGCAAAACAGCAGAAAAAGUCCGAUUAUCUACAUAGGCCAAGCUACACCAUCCAUUACAAGACUGACACGCCAGUCUCGUUGCGAUCCGUGCUGUACAUCCCUCAGCAUAAGUUCUCAAUACUUGAAUAUGCUGCACAUGCGCACAACAGAGAAUGCGGCUUGUCUUUGUAUGCGAAAAGAGUACUUAUCAAGCCAAACGCUGUCGAACUUCUGCCAAAAUUAUCUACACUUAUAAUGCGGAAAUUGAAAAAGAUUCUUACGGACAAAGUCUUGAGUUUUCUGCAAAAUGAAAUGAAGAAGGAUCACGAAAAAUAUGAAGAGUUCUAUAAGCAGUACAGCAUUUAUUUCAAGGAAGGUAUUGUUACGGAGAUGGAACAUGGGAACAAGGAGGAGAUCGCAAAGUUAUUGCUAUUCGAGUCUUCAAACCUGAAACCAGGUGUGCUUACGAAUCUCACCGAGUACUGCAAGCGAAUGCAAGAAGAUCAGAAGGAUAUAUUCUACAUGUUUUCUCCAAGCCGACAACUCGCCGAGUCAUCUCCUUACUACGAAUUGAUCAAAUCCCAAAACAAGGAGGUUCUCUUCCUUUACGAACCAGCCGAUGAGGUGGUCUUUCUUUCGUUGGGACAAUUUCAAAUGAAGAGUUUGGUCGGAGUUGAGAAGUGGGCUGAGAGUGCUGCUUCCGCAGACACGGAGAAGGCGGAUACAAAGCAGUUUCGUGACAUCAACAAAAAGGAAUUGCUUGAUUGGAUCAAGACCACGCUAGGAUCAGUGAAAGUUCAUGAUAUAGCUGGGCAUCACCGACCUAGUGAUCAUCCAGUGAUGUUGACAAUCAAGCAUGAGAUGGGCGCUGCAAGGCAUUUGCUGCGGACCGGUGAAAUCAAAGAUAUGGAGCACUUGGUCUUUCUCCAACCAUGCCUUCAUGUGAAUCUAUCGCAUCCUUUGAUCAAAAGUCUUUAUAACAUGAAGAGAACUGAUCCAAAAACAGCAGAACUUCUCGUUUCACAGAUCUACGAUAAUGCUCUGAUCACGUCAGGUCUUCUGAAGGACACCAGUGGUAUGAUGCAAAAUCUCGUAGAUGUCUAUAUGGAUAUGCCUCCGAUUACACGGGCGUACACGACCGCGUGCAUCUUAACAACUAUGGCGGUGCAACUCGACUUUAUUACUCCAUUUCACCUGUACUUCAAUUGGGAUUUGAUUGUAAAGCGAUAUCAGUUCUGGCGGUUGAUCACAUCGUUCUGCUUCUUUGGAUCUUUUGGCUUUAGCUUCCUCUUCAAUAUGAUAUUUACAUAUCGGUAUUGCAUGAUGUUGGAAGAGGGCUCGUUUCGUGGUCGAAGAGCUGAUUUUGUGUAUAUGUUUCUUCUCGGAGGAAUUUUAAUGAUUAUAUGCGGUAUCUUUGUGCAGAUGGUAUUUCUUGGUCAGGCAUUCACAAUAAUGUUAGUGUACAUAUGGAGUCGCCGCAAUCCUCAUAUUCAGGCAAUUUUUUUCUUGUUUUGCUUUUUUACCGUUUUGCGUCUCCAAGCUUUCUCAACGAUCUAA